This is a messenger RNA of Lycium barbarum (goji berry), 891 nucleotides long. RefSeq lists its product as uncharacterized. Bases 1 to 891 code for a protein of 296 amino acids. The transcript has 2 exons. NCBI's taxonomy places the organism in Eukaryota, Viridiplantae, Streptophyta, Magnoliopsida, Solanales, Solanaceae. The record is from RefSeq and is a predicted model, not a curated record.
AUGGAUCAAUAUGAUGAUUUUGUGGAUGCAUUAUCAAGAGGUGUGAAUUAUUUCAUGCACAACGGAAAAGACCAUCAAAUUAGGAUUUUUCCAUGGACUAUUGGAUUCAACCCUAAGGAAGAGACUUCACGUGCAACAGUAUGGAUUUCGUUUCCAAACCUAUCGACUGAUUUGUUUGCUAAGAAAUAUUUGCUUUGCAUUGCUUCAGCGGUCAGGAAACCUAUUGUUGUGGAUAAGGCCACACAAGUGAGAUCAAGACCUAACACGGCUAUGGUUAGGGUGAUCCUCGACUUAUUGGACAAACAUCCGGAUCGUAUUCGACUUCAAAAUGUGGACAAAGUUACGAGCAGAAUUAUUGACGAGUUUCAGGAGGUCAUGUAUGAUAAUUUUCCUCAAUAUUGCACCCAUUGUAAGCAACAAGGUCAUGAUGACAAAAAGUGUCGAUUAUUAAUUGGAAAUAACGUAGUGGUUCAAAAAGAAGAUGUUGCGGUAAUGGAGAUUGAGGGAACUUCGGUUGAGAAAUUGCAAGGAGAUGCACGUGAUUAUCUAAACAUUAAGAAGCAACAACAAAAGAGAGCUAACAUGGGAGAUAUUCCAGUAGGUCAAGCAAUGGAAGCUGCUCUAGAUUUGCAUCCUAAUUCGAAAAGGAAUGAGGGUAGUCCAUUGGGUAAUAGUAAAUUUGAGGAAGUCUAUUCUCUUAAUAGCAAUCAAAAUCAGAAUGUUUUAGUUGGAAAGGUGCAAGAGGUGGUGCAACCGGCCAAAAUCAAUGAGUUGGCUAGUUUUGGUGAUACGGGUGUCGCGGUUGGGAAUUCAACGAUUUUCGAGCAGGCUAUGGAUUUGAAAAAUGCUAGAGAUGAUGUUGGAAGUGAAGGCUGGAUAGUGAUUUCAUGA